Nicotiana tabacum (common tobacco) is the source of this 3007-nucleotide messenger RNA. Its product is annotated as beta-1,3-galactosyltransferase GALT1. Gene Ontology annotation, molecular function: galactosyltransferase activity; carbohydrate binding. Gene Ontology annotation, cellular component: Golgi membrane. The record is from RefSeq and is a predicted model, not a curated record. Lineage: Eukaryota; Viridiplantae; Streptophyta; Magnoliopsida; Solanales; Solanaceae.
CAAUCCCAGUUUUUUCUUAAUUAGGCGUAGAUUUGAAGUCCAGUCCAAGCGACAACGACACAGCAACAACGGGCCCACAAAUAAAUUAUCUUUCCCUCUCUAUUUUACAUUUUUUUAACUCUUCAUGUUCAUUUCUGGUGCACACAAAAUCCCAAGUGUUUUUCAACAUACUUCUCUCCGGCAUAAUCGUUUCUCACGAGUCACGUUUCUCUAGUUUCAAGCUCUUCGAUCUGUGCAUUUCGGAGUUUUCUUCCAUUUCUUAGCUUCUCCGGCAUAAUCAGCUUUCAGUUUUCAAGCUGUUCGAUUUGUACAUUGCGCUUCAUAUUGGAGGAAAACGCCGCAUUCUAGGGUUAAUUACUCGAUUAGCAGUGGCGUCUCCGACGGUUCGAGAAGCAGAUUCGUUGGUUUUUCUUGUGGAAAUUAUGAAGGAACUGGACAUUUGUGAAAAUUAUGAGUUUGAUUAAGUGCUAUUGUUCUAUGACUUAUCUGGGCAUUACCAUUGAGGGUGCUACUGUGUUUGACUCCUGGAGCUCUUCUAGUCUGGCAUUAGUUGAAUUGAAUCCUAAAUGAUUAAACAGUUGUAUUGACAAUAAAAAUGAAGAAAUGGUACGGAGGUGUUUUAACAACAUCCUUGUUGAUGUUUUUGGUUCUGGGGUACUGUGUGAUGAGGAAACCUGUCAAGGAAAGUUAUGUUACAAGUUCUGUCUACUUCAACAUGACAAAUCCUCUUGAAUGGAUAAAUGCUAUGGCUCCACCUGCAGCUCACCAGCCAGAAAAAAUUACUCAAGUGAUAUCUGCAGAAAUUGUUGUCUCUGAUCUCUUUAUUAAGAGGAACCUGUCAGCUCAGGAGCAACAAUCUUUGUCUACGUGGUAUCAGUUGAAACGCUUAGUUACUCAUGAUCAAGUCUUACCUAAUGCUAUAGAGGCAGUUAAGGAAGCCAGUGUUGCAUGGAACAACCUCAUGAGUGCAGUAGAGAGGGAAAAACUUGAUGCAAAUGAUAGUUCAGUUAAGACCGGGAAACAGAAACAAUGCCCUCAUUUUCUCAGCAAAACCAAUGCUACAGAAAUUGAUGCCAGUGGCUUUAAGUUGCGGUUUCCUUGUGGUCUGACUCAGGGUUCUUCCAUCACAAUAAUUGGCAUUCCAAAUGGUCUUCUUGGGAAUUUUCGGAUAGAUUUGACUGGUGAACCACUUCCAGGUGAACCAGAUCCUCCUGUUAUUCUGCAUUACAAUGUUAGGCUCCAUGGUGAUAAAAUAACUGAGGAUCCCGUAAUUGUACAAAACACCUGGACAAUUGCACAUGACUGGGGUGAAGAGGAGCGCUGUCCCUUACCAUCGGAUGAAAAGAGUAAGAAAGUGGAUGAAUUGGAGCAAUGCAAUGAGAUGGUGGGAAAUGUCAUAACUCGACAUGUCAUUGCAACAAAUAAAUCUAGCCUGGCUCAGGACGGGUCUAAAUCAAGAAAAUAUUUUCCUUUCAAGCAAGGAUAUCUCUCUGUUGCCACUCUGAGAGUAGGAUCUGAAGGAAUUCAGAUGACAGUUGAUGGAAAACACAUAACAUCUUUUGCUUUCCGUGAAACUUUGGAACCGUGGCUUGUAAGUGAAGUGAGGAUAUCCGGAGACAUAAAAUUAAUUUCUGUUGUCGCGAGUGGUUUGCCAACAUCUGAGGAUUCAGAGCAUAUAAGUGACUUGGAAGCUCUAAAAGCAGUUCCUCUUCCUCCUCGGAAAAGACUAGAUCUCUUUGUUGGUGUAUUUUCUACCGCAAAUAAUUUUAAGCGCAGAAUGGCUGUCCGUAGAACUUGGAUGCAAUAUGAUGCAGUGCGAUCUGGACAAGUUGCGGUGCGGUUUUUUGUUGGCUUGCAUAAAAACCAAAUGGUGAAUGAAGAGCUCUGGAAUGAGGCUAGGACAUAUAUGGACAUCCAGCUGAUGCCUUUUGUUGAUUACUAUAGUCUUAUCGCUUGGAAGACCAUUGCCAUAUGUGUUUUUGGGACGGAGGUCAUUUCAGCAAAGUUUGUCAUGAAGACAGAUGAUGACGCAUUUGUUCGAGUGGAUGAAAUCUUGUCUUCUAUGCAGAGGAUUAAUGUGACUCGCGGAUUGCUGUAUGGUCUUAUCAACUCAGAUUCCCAUCCUCAUAGGAGCCCAGACAGCAAGUGGUUUAUCAGUCCAGAGGAAUGGCCUGAAGAAACUUACCCUCCUUGGGCACAUGGACCGGGUUAUGUUGUGUCCAGUGAUAUAGCAAAAACAAUCAGCUCAAAACAGAGAAAAGGCCGCCUAAAGAUGUUUAAGCUGGAAGAUGUUGCUAUGGGCAUCUGGAUUUCAGAAAUAAAGAAGAAAGGGUUGGAAGUGAAGUAUGAAAAAGAAGAGAGGAUUUUUAAUGAAGGUUGCCGAGAUGGUUAUGUUAUUGCACAUUACCAAGGCCCUAGAGAGAUGCUCUGUCUUUGGCAAAAGAUUGAAGAGAAAAAACGGGCUUUAUGUUGUGGCGAGUAAUACAAAAUAGUUUUUCUUCCGAGUUUUGAAGGCUCGGAAGUUUCUAUUACUAAGAUUUGACAAAGAUCCUGCUGACCUUGUCUACUAACUGACCAAGGAUAUCUACUUGAGGUGGAAUACCAAUUAGGUCGGGAUGAAGAGACCAAACUUGUGCUUAUUCAAGCUGCUAUACCAUGUUGUGGUAUAAGGAGGUAAAGUAGUUACUAGCAUAUUGAUAUAAGUAGGUGAUUAGAUUAGCUUGUUAAACAUAUUACUAGAAGAUUGAUUAGUGAAGAUGAUGGUGGGAAAGGGAUCUGUAUUAUAAAAAGGAAGCUAAAUGGAGGGGCAUUAUACAUUGUAUAGAGAAGCGGGUACACUACGUUCGGUGAUUAUUUUGUAUGUAAAUCACACGAUCUCUCGUACCCAUUUCUUGAGUGAUGGAGAGCAUUGGUAUACAUUGUAUACUACAGUAUGUUUUUACAUUGGAGUUGUCUACCUUAUGUCUUACAGCUACUGCAAUCCUAAGGGGUCGUUUGGUUCUAGUUA